GCGGGGGCGGGGGCCGAGGCCGGGGCCGGGAGCUCUGCAGAAGUGAAAUGCUCCCUCUGUGUUGUGGGGAUUCAGGCCCUGGCGGAGAUGAACCGGUGGCGGGAAGUUCUCUCUUGGGUCCUACAGUAUUAUCACGUCCCUGAGCAUCUGCCUCCAAAAAUCCUGGAGCUGUGCAUCCUGUUAUAUAGCAAAGUGAGAGAGCCCCAGGUGAUGCUGGAGGUUGGCAGUAGCUGGCUGAGAGACGUAACCAAUAGGAGCCUCCCUGAGUAUGGUUCGUUGCUGGAGCUCUAUCUGUUGCGUGUUUUGCUUCCCCUUGGCCAGUUUGAGGGGGCAGAAGAGCUUGUGCGGGGCUGUGAUGUUUUUGACAGUGAGCAGCAGCAAGCACUUCUCAAGAUCAUUUGUGAAAGCCAAUGUCAGUGGACUCAACAGGAAGAGAUGCGCUCAGCUGCUGAAGAGCAGCAAGACACCACAAGAGAGACAGUUUUGGGUGCUCUGUCCCAAAAGCUCUUGACCAUGUUGACAUUGCUCCGGAGAGCACUGAGGUCCAUGUCAAGCCACUUCUAUUUAAUUCCUUACAAAAAGAUUCUCUUGGCUGCUUUUAUGCUAUAUCUGGUGGUGGUGAGAUUAGACCCAGCUUCUCCCACGUCACUGCCGUUUCUUUAUAGACUGGUCCAGCUCUUCCAACAGGCUUGGGCAGCUGUACUUUCUCCAAUCCGCAGGCCUCCAGUUCAAGACUAAGUGGCUUCCCCCACAGAAAGCAUAUUUUUUUCUGCUGCUGCAAAAGUAUCAGCUUGUAUUGAGGACAUCCUUAGGCUCUUCAAGGACUGUUGAGAUCAGUGUCCCAAUUGAGAUGGCCACCUGUGAGCUCCCAUGUGAUGACAUCUUCCUUUCUUCAGACGGGGAACUGUGUUGUAUGAAUUUUGAAACCAUGCCAUGUAUUCCCCACCCGCACACACUUUGCUUAGCUCUGCAGCAUCAUUCUGUCAAAUACUUGGUUAAAGUUACUCCCCGAACCUGCAACUGAGUGAGAAUCCUUUCCAAAUAGUUUGCUUUGGAUAUACCUCCUCAGUGAGAGUGGGUGGCCAGUUGUGAGCCAGGCUCACUGAGAUGCUUUGGAAGAAGGCCUCAUCCUUGUAAAUGCUGGGCAGCUCUCUGAACGAGGGAAGUAGCGUUCCUGGAGGCAGGACUGUAAAAGACAGCAGAGUACCAGGUAAUUAGGGGAAUAUACUGUUUUGUCUGAAGACAUCGGAAAAGCCCAGUUCCUGCAGCAUGGGAUUUAGGACACACAUGUGGAAAUAAAACAGAAAAUGGAGCCUGUUGCCUUUUGAAAGUCAUGAUUUCUCUGGACUGAUGCCUCCUCAUAUGGGCAUUUUUGAUUUUGAAAAUGAAGGCGAUGGGACACAAAGACUGUUGUCCUGCACCUACUCUUCCUAAAUGCAAACUACUGCACUUUGUGCUUGCCUGAUGCCCAAAAUUUCUUAGGAGCACGGUGGUAAGGCAAUAGAUUUAUUUUUUUUAAUUGUAUUCCAUAUUGUCUAGAUUCUGCCUAAAAUCUAGAAAUAUGAAUGUACUAAACAACAGAAGUUGUUGCUUUUUUUUUUACUCUUAAGGGUUUCCCUAUCAUUUGCUAUGUUUAUUGAGAUGUCAGAAAACCUCCAUAUAUUUAGAAUACCCCCUCCAUACCUAAAGUCUUGGUUCAGAUGAAAGCCAUUUAUCAAUGCUACUGUCAUUCAGAGGAAAAGUUUAUCAAUAGGUAGAAAAAUAUAUUUCUCAAACUUUCCCCAAAGCUGUGGCAAGAAAAUUGUCUUGCAGAAUGCUCUGAUUUGUCACCAGACUGACCCCACUUCAGGCCAUUGAUUUGGAUUCCUAGAGGCAGAGGCUGGAGGUCUGGGGUUGGACGUUUCAUUUCUUCUCCUGCCAUCUACAUAUCAUCAAUUGGCAGUGGUUAAAUUCCACAGGAGAGAGCAUUUGCCUGUUUAAAUAUUGUUUCUACUGAAGCAAGUUGUGUGUAUAGCAUAGAAAACAAGUUAGAGGCAAGGAGCCUUUGUGGCAAACGUAGCCAGCCAUCCCAGCAACUGUGCCGAGAGAAUUCAAAUUGAGUGGAACAGCCAAAAAUACAAAAUGGGGAAAUAAGCAGCCUUUUCGGUAGAGUCCAUCUAAAGCAUCAAACCUGUGAGAAGUAGCCAGUGUAGAUCCCAGCACGGUGUCUUACAACAGUAGUCACCUUCAUAUUGUUCCUUUGUCUGUAGCAACAGCUAUAUACAGAGGUGAUGGCUACUUUUGCUUUCUCUAAAAGGACAGCAGACUUGGUGUCUUCAAGCUGUGUGCUGUAUUGCUUUGCUGUCCUAGGCCACUUUGAAAACAGUCUGCAUCUGCACUGCUAAAAAUAAAUCCAUGUUUAGUUCUUCUUGACCUCUCCCAAUAGAGAGAAAUACUCCAGUAUUACUGGGAGAUAAACUGGGGCAGGUCGUUUAUGAAUGCAGAAUGCAGUAAAGACCUUGCUUAGUUGACUCACAGUAAAAACUAAGAGAUUUUCUGUCUCUGCCAGGACUUUACAGCAGGAUAAUUAGCACAUAAGGCUUCAUCCUCACCAUAUUAUAAAGUUACUUCCUGUGUGUCCUGUGCAUAUAGGGAAUAUAUUGAUAUUGCUAUGUGAAAUUUGUAACAUAACUCUGUGUCCAACACUUGAUGAAAAACCAAUAGAAUCAAACACAGAGGCUCUGUCCAGAUUUGAACUCUUCCAAGAAUUGUUGUUGUUGUAUUUACUGCCCCCUUCUCCCCCCCCCCCACAAUUUUACAAGGCCUAUCUCUAAAUACUUUGUAAAGCAGUUAAUGAAAUAUCAAGGUUCACUCUAAAGGAAGGCCCAAUCUUAACCAAUACUUGAUUGUUCAGGUAGCAACAAUUUGUUUGCUCUAGUUUUCUACUGAUAUUUUUAGUUAGAUGGCAGAGUUGCAUUUGUAGGGGUGGGACUAGUGGUAUGUACAGACCAUAUGUUAUGUUUAGAAUCCUGUUAAAUGUCAUAGCCGUUAAUCUCCUGGGACAUUAACAUUCAAUUUGAUUGUAAUCAUAGUUUGGCAACCUCCACUUUUUUUUUUUUUUAAUACUACUGAUUUUGCAUUUGUGUUGUAUAUAAUUCAUGAUGAGAGGGAAAGA
Messenger RNA from Struthio camelus australis, 3154 nucleotides. It is a transcript of the gene PEX26, whose product is annotated as peroxisomal biogenesis factor 26. Gene Ontology annotation, molecular function: ATPase binding; protein-containing complex binding. Gene Ontology annotation, biological process: protein import into peroxisome matrix; protein import into peroxisome membrane. Lineage: Eukaryota; Metazoa; Chordata; Aves; Struthioniformes; Struthionidae. The record is from RefSeq and is a predicted model, not a curated record. Gene Ontology annotation, cellular component: peroxisomal membrane; peroxisome.